Messenger RNA from Helicoverpa zea (corn earworm), 2764 nucleotides. It is a transcript of the gene mbo, whose product is annotated as nucleoporin 88. NCBI's taxonomy places the organism in Eukaryota, Metazoa, Arthropoda, Insecta, Lepidoptera, Noctuidae. Gene Ontology annotation, molecular function: structural constituent of nuclear pore; protein binding. The record is from RefSeq and is a predicted model, not a curated record. The coding region runs from base 80 to 2095 and encodes 671 amino acids. Gene Ontology annotation, biological process: ribosomal large subunit export from nucleus; mRNA export from nucleus; ribosomal small subunit export from nucleus. Gene Ontology annotation, cellular component: nuclear pore. The transcript is spliced from 15 exons.
CCGCGACAAGAACUGUCAAAGAUAACUUGCGAAAUUGUCGUUAUUCAACAAAACAAGAGUUUAAUUUAAUUAUUUCGCGAUGGAUAGCCGCUUGUACGAGACUAAAUUACCAAACCAUAAAAUAUUUGAAGAUUUAAAAGACAGUUUGGAUGAAAAUCCUAGUGGAAAGUUGCGAAAUCUCAUCGAUUUGAAGGAUGAUGUGUUUUAUGUUUGGAACUGCAAAGAAAACUGUUUACUGUGCUUAAACUUGAAACAUUUGGAGGAAAAUGGCGACGAGACCCCUUAUCAGAAACUUCUAUUCCUGGUGCCACCAUCGUUCCACGUGGAGCGCAUCAUGACCAGCAGCUGUGGAAGUCGCAUCUGCGUGUGGGGAUCACGAGGAGUCACCAUUGCUGAACUGCCUUCGCGAUGGGGCAGAGCAGGGCUCUUUGAUUCAGGCAACCAGUCUGUUUUGUGCAAGAGUUUCUCCCUGGAUGAAAGAUUCCUGUACUGCCAGGGUGAAGUUCGACGCGUGCACUGGCAUCCUGGAUCGUUGUCACAUGUUUUUGUGCUUGGGUCUGAUAAUACCAUCAGGCUCUACAACAUAGCUCUAAAGAAAGGUCCUAAACUGGUCCAGAUCUUCACUAUCGGCAUCAAGCCAUCAGGUCAGCUGGCCGGAAGAGACCUACUGGACAGUCUCGGCGAUACGGCGGUGGACUUCACGCCUAUACCUGACUCCGAGACCCUGUUGAUCUUGAGGGGAAACGGCGAUGUGUAUAUGAUGCAGUGUGAAUUGGAACGUAAGAGCCCCCUACAACCGAAGCUAUCAGGUCCUCUCGCCAUGUACCCUCCAGCCGAUGACAACUACGGUUCGGAGUCGUGCUCCAUCAUAGCUUUGGGUGGAGGCGACACUCCUCCCAUGGUGGUCGUGGCUACCUGUUCCGCAGCAUUGUAUCAUUGUCUGUUGCUGCCUAAUCCUACUGAGAAGGAAGACGGCGACAGCCACGCCCUCUACGUGGUGGAAGCAGUGGAACUGAACAUUGGGCUCAAUCCUGAUGAUGAUCUGCAGUACUCUUAUCCAGUUCAUUUGUACCCGUGCACCAACAACACAUACGCGUGUAUGCAUGCGGGUGGCGUGCACACCAUCACACUGCCGAUGCUUGAAAACUUGGUUGACUUCGCGUUAGCUGAUGAAAGUGACAUGGAAGCAGUACUAUCAGGCCUGUUCUCCCGCUCGGGCGUGGCGCGGCACGUGCUGGGCACGGCGCUGCGUGACGCGUCGCCGCCCGUUGGACUAGCGCUCACUGCGCCACCACUACGUCGACUGCUUAUACUGCCCAACACUACAGCACUGAGAGCCAGAACAUUGGAACCGUUUGAUUUGGAAGAACAACUAUAUAAGGAACUUCAACUCAAGAACCCAUCGCUUGAACAAGAGGAUAUCAACAAUAUUCUCAAAGAGCGCCAGAAGCUAUCGUUCACGUCGAUAGUGCAGGAGAUCUUGACCCGCGACGUGUCGCAGCCGCUGCUCACGCUCAGCACCAAGCAUGAACCCUCACCCAAGGAGUGCUUAGAGUUCCUAACACAAGCAACUCUGAAGCUCCGUGGCGAGUAUAUCUCGCGCCAGCAGCGUGUAUGCGAUGCCAUCGCCCGCAAACUACAAGCUUUGAGGAACCUCAGCAACAGUCACCAAGACUGGCUGCAAGACCUGCAGAAAGAGAUAGAUGAUGUACAACUGCAGUCAACGGUUCUCAAAGAGAAGUGUAUGUUGGCUGAGAAACAUCAAGAUGAUCUCAAAUAUAGAUGUUCAGCAGUAAUCCGCAAGAUCAGAUGUUCAGCGCCAGCUACCCCGGCCGAACGCGAAUUGCUCUCGGAACUAGAGCGAUACCGACGCUGCGGGGAGAGGCUCGGCGAGCAGAUACAGCUGCUCAAACAGCAUGCGCAGCAUAAGUCUAAUGAGUUGGAGAAAUUUCACUUGGACUACAAGAAGAAAGACAUCGCGUUGGGCAAGUCUCACAGUGAUACCAUCUCUUCCAUUUUACAACAACAGACAAGCCAAAUAUCUACACUGAUUGAAGAGACGAAGCUACUCAAAGACCAACUCAGCAUUGUUUAGACUUUAAACUAGUAUUAAUAGAUUAGUACGUAAGUUUGUUUUGUAAUAUUUCUGUAUUUCUUUAGUUUUUCUGUUUAAUUUCCAGUUUUGUUGUCAUAUUUCAAUGUUAAAUUUGAUUAUUAGAAUAGCAAAAUUGCAUAUUUUGAUUAAAUUCAUUUUUGUUAAUCGCUUCAGUUAACUUUGUUUGUACCACGGAGGAAGUAAAUAUAGUGGAGAUGCCAUAAGGAACGUAGGUCAGAUCCCCUCUUGUAAGUCAAUAUGACGUACAGUAGGCGUGAUCGAAACGAUCGUUUACUAACACUAACGAGGCGUUCGGGUUUCUGGUCAAAUCACGACCAAUUUGCCAAAGAUUGGUCUUGAUUGAUUGGUGAUUUGAAUUUGAUAAAAGGGAUUGAAGCUAGUAACGUUCCUCUUCCCCGAACGCCUGUAUUGUGUUGCGCUAGUUUCUUAGGAGAUAUUGCGUUAUGACAUCUCUGCUGGACAUUUUCUUCUCCAUGGUUUGUACCUACAAGAGUUAAAAUGAACUUAAUGUUUCUGGUGACAAUUGAAAUUAUUUGGUUUCUAAAUAGUAAUUGGUAUUUUUAUAUAAACUUCUAUGUGAUUGUUAGAACUGACUUUGAUUUAGUUUUGUAUUGUUUUUCAUUAAAUUAAAGAUUAUUAUUCAAAUAA